Callorhinchus milii (elephant shark) is the source of this 5102-nucleotide messenger RNA. RefSeq names its product nephronophthisis 4 (gene nphp4). Lineage: Eukaryota; Metazoa; Chordata; Chondrichthyes; Chimaeriformes; Callorhinchidae. Gene Ontology annotation, cellular component: ciliary basal body; cytoskeleton; non-motile cilium. The transcript has 28 exons. Bases 6 to 4127 code for a protein of 1373 amino acids. The record is from RefSeq and is a predicted model, not a curated record. Gene Ontology annotation, biological process: negative regulation of canonical Wnt signaling pathway; protein localization to ciliary transition zone.
AGGGGAUGGUAGAUGUCAAUUAUCAGCUGCGACUGAACCUCUUUGAUACAAGCUACUCCCAUUUCUUUGGCAGAACAUUGAAGAGUUCUGCCCGACCCUUGAAGUCUGCCCCAGGCCAACCAGCCAAAGUGCUCUUCAAUGAGGCUGUUUACUUGCAAACGUUCUUAAACUACACCCACAUUGUGAUCAUUGUGGAAGUGGUGGCUUUUGUGAAAAAACGUGACGGUACUCAAAAUGUCCUCUCGUGUGGGUUUGGCAUUCUCCCCUUGAACAGCAGGCAGCAACCCACAUCAGAUACCACCCAGCCUCAGGUUAAAAGAUUGAAUCUUUAUCAUGGAACUCCAAGGGCUUUGCUACAUCCAGAAUUGAAGGACCCCAUUGAGAAGAAUAGGUUAAUGACCUUGAUUGAAGGCAGCCAUAUUUUGUACUUGCUACGGACUCAUCCUGCCUUGGAAAAAGUUAUGCACCUCGUCCCAGAAAACAUGUUAAUCUCUGGGGUAGAAACCAUCCCUGGUAUAGUGCAACCUUAUGGAGGGACAAAUGAUGCUUUGAAGAAACCUCGCAUAUUGAAGUCUACAAUAUUUCACCUGGAUGAGUUGUCGAUCCAGCUGUAUCCAACACUGGAGAAGUUCGAAGAAGAACUAGUGGAACUGCUUAAUGCAGACAGACUAAAUAAGAAUAACCAAAGCACUGAUGGGAACACAAUCAUUAUUCAGGAACGGAGGCUUCAAGUCGGUGUUCACAAUGGCUGGUGUUUUGUUCAGAAACCCCAAGUGACGGUUGUGAUUCCAAGUAUUACAAUGCGAGGAAAAUCUGGGAGUUUGAGACGUUCAUUCAGUCACAGGAGUCUCUCAGGCGAGAACGAAUCACUCAUCCUCAGGAGUCGCAUCCAACUGACUGAGAUGGUCCAUCACCCAGCAUUCGCUGUUGUUUUCCAGCUGGAGUAUGUGUUCUCAGUCCCCACUAUAACAGAUGGAAAGGCAAACACUGCUACCUCCUUUUCUGAGACUGCUUACAUGCACACGAUCCGGUGGGCUGUUUGGAAUCCUCCCUUGAAGGCUGCCACCUCGACAGUAACACUACCUCUUCAUGGAGGAUCGCUAGCCAAUCCCAACAAUCUGCUGGUUUACAAGGUGCCUUCCACAGCAAUGAGCUCAUUAGAGGUGAGACAAGUGGAGUCUGGCACCAUCAGCUUCCGAUUCGAUUGCCCUUCUAAAUCUCAAGCACGUAGCUCAGAGGAGGUGGCGACAACUGGGCCAGAGGAACCACUCCGUCCGACCACGCCCAUAGAGUCUCACUUAGAUAAAUCCAUUUCCGAUGUUGCUGGUCUGCAGGAAUCUCCACAAGGCCCAGGGUUGUCUCUCUCGCAGUUGGCUCUGUCAUCGCGGUAUUUGAGCAUCAGCCACUCAGACAGGAUAACCUUGCAGGAACAUUUUAGCUCUCAGCUUUCCCCCUUCUCUAUGACUUCAGUCCAAUACACUGGCAUUCCAGAAUCUCCAAUCAGCAGAACCAGAGGCACCGACACUGCUGCGGAACAAGGUUUUGACCAGUUGCGGGAACUGCCUUUCACACCAGUGCAUGCACCAGUCAUUGCCCUGGGGACACAGACACGCAGCAGGUCUGUGACUUCGAGAGCAGCUUUAGCACAGAUGCGUACUGUUGGAUUCCCUGAGAUCUUGGAUGAUAACAAAGAGCUCGCUGAGGUGCUUGACCCUCAGGAUGCUGCAAAUCUUAACCUGCAAAAAGAAGAAGCAGACUAUCUUCAGUGCAACGAAAUUAUUCUGCAAUUUCUGGCUUUUACCAGAAUUCCUCAAGACAGUCUUUGGCCUAGACUCAUUUAUUUCAGCUUUCAGUUCUAUCGCUUUCCACCAGUGAUAACCCGGCAGCUGCAGCUUGUGAAAGCAGGAAGUGUAGAAGCCUCAGGAAAUAUGCCUUUGAUCCUGAUACCUGUAAACAAAGACGGGAGCAUCAACACAGCAUCACCAGGGCUGGAGCUGAAAUACAUGGUGGAACCAAGCUUCCUGAAGCAAGGAGAGCAGCGCUGGUUUAUCCGCUAUCUGGCCAUGCAAACCCUUCAGAUCGAUGUAUGGGAUGCAGAAUCACUGCUUCUAAUGGGCUCUGCAGCAGUGGAGCUUAAGCAUUUAUUACGCCAGACCCGCUCUGCUGUGCAGGUAACCCAUGAGCUGGAGGUUAUCACCACAGAGUUCUCCCAAGAUGCACCAAUGCCUAGCGGUGACCUGACAAGGCACGGUGCCGUUAAACCUUUUGGAGUGACUACACUGACGAAAGGAAGAUUGCACAUGCGAUUGGGGAACAUUGGUCACGUGUCUGAGCAGCGGAAAAGUUCACAUUCUCUGCCUUCCUCCCACUCGCGAGUCAUCUCCUCCCAUGAAGGGCCUAGUGGAUUCCCUGGAGGCAGUUUGUCUAACCAAAAUGUGAAGGUUCUGAAGGCUCACAACACGUUCAGGGCACAGCGUCUGUCAGACCUGGACAGUGAGCUGGCCUCCCUGCUGGUCACCAGGCUGAAGGAGUCUAGUAUCUCAGUGCAGCAGGGCAGGAACGAGAUGGACGCUGUACGUCAGCGGAAACUGGAGAGGAUGUUGGCCGUGCGACAGUUUGAGUCCAGCAACAGCGCCAGCAGCUCCAGAAGCCACAUUCUGGGCAGACGUGAGGAGCGGAUUCAACACACCAGAGACUUGCAGAUAAUAGAAGCGUACCGCGAGCAAACCAAAACAGCGAGUAUUGUCAACAUGCUGCACCAGGCCAUCACCACCCAGUACACCAUGUACGCCACACUGGGCACCGCCGAAUUCUUUGAAUUUUCCUUGAAAAAUCCCCACAAUGUACAACACACGAUAACCAUUGAAUGUGAACACCCUGAACUCAGCAUCAUCAUAAACAGCAGAGAAUGGAGACACUUCAAGAACCUCACAAAUACCCUGACGCCUCUGGAGGAGGAUAUGUUCCUUGUUCAGGGAGGCAUCAUAUUCCCACAGGUUUACUUGCGGCCCAAGGAGACUGUCCAUAUUCCGUUCAAGUUUCAGACCUUCAGUGCUGACCACUAUGUGCCACCACAGGGUCCGUCUGAUCUCAGAUUGUGUAAAACCCCAAACGUUGGUAAUCAGCUGGAGUCCAACACUCUCUCAGCCAAGAAGAUCAGAGUCCAUUUUAAAACCGAAGAUGGUAAGCCGAUAGCCAUACUGCAGGUGAAUGUUGAAUCACAGCCAUAUGUCAUCGAUCAGACAUUCCGCUUUUACCAUCCUGAGUUCACCUUCCUGAAGAAAUCCAUUCGGCUCCCUCCGUGGCACACAAUGCCAGGUACUCACGUUCAAACACAGACUGAUGAGCUCCAAAUCAAUGUUCGCUGCAGUGAUUCUAAUAUCAUUUGUGAAACCAAGAAAAUGGACCGCAACGAGCCACAGGAUGUGUUCCUGAAAGUGUCCUGUGGUCCAAGCCCACAGAUUAACAAAUUCUUUAUCAUGGUUUACAUGGACCUGUGGCUGGCCACCCCCAUCCAGAUCUGGCAGUUCUAUAUACACUCCCUGAACCGGGUGGAUGUCAGCUGUGUGAUGGGGCAGCUCUCCCAGCUCUCACUGGUCCUACGAGGCACACAGGCGGUCAGAACGGUGGCGGCUUACACCUCCCACCCGCACGAGCUCCAGAUUGAGCCAUCAGGUGCCUUUGUACUUCCACCACACUCCGUCAAGGACCUACACCUUACUCUACGCCCCCAGAGAGAUGGCAACAGGUGCAUAUACCUAAAUGUGGUGGAUAUCGAGUAUCGGCAGCUGGUGGCUUCCUGGCUGAUGUAUGUAGCCUGUGGGCAGCCUUUUAUUUCCAAGGCUUUUGAGGUCACUAUUCCUGUCAGGGAAGGGAAGGGUUCCACAAAGCGAAUCAGUUACACCAACCUCUAUCCUACCAAGCGAGUGUUCUUCCUCAGGACUAACCGAGCAGACUUACUCCGGUACAAAGAGGACUAUUUUGAGGUGGGAGGUGGUGAGACUUACAGCAUUGGCCUGCGCUUCGCACCAGGCCAGGCCCCAGGAGUGGAGGAAAUACUGAUCUUCAUCAAUGACCAGGAGGAGAAGAAUGAGGCCACCUUUUGUGUCAAAGUUACUUACCAGUAAAACCCAAUACGGUAUCCAAUACUCUCGGCCUCCGCAAAUUAUACAUUGGCAGAGCUGAGCAGUGAUGAGGUGUUAGACUAAAGUGCAGCUGCCCAGCAAGGACAGGCCUCAUCCCCACUUAACACUGGAUAGAAUGUAAUGGUUGUGGGUUAUGCCUCAUGUUGGGACUUGAUCUCACAGUCAGGCUGACACUCCAGUACAGUACUUGGGGAGCACUACAUUGUCAGAGGUGCCAGAUUCUGGAUGAGGUGUUAAACUGAGGUCCCGUCUGUCUGUUCAGGUAAAUGUUAAAAGUCUCAGGACACUAUUGGAAAACAGAGAGAAUUUUCUGUCCUCUAGAUUAAUUAGUCUUUCGCCUCAUAGCUAUUUGUGCAAAUUUGAUGUGUUCAAAUCAGCUGCUGUAUUUGAUUACAAAAGCACUACACUUGACAAUAAUUACUUUUGUGAAGCACUUUGUGAUGUUGAAUCAUUUUAGGCUCUGGGUCGUAUGCAAAGAUCAACAAUUUAAUUUGUUACCUUAAACCGACCACCCAACAACUGGUUUGCAUUGAGCUCCCAUUGAUUCCUCUCUAACGUGUCAAAAAUCAAUCCAGAACCAACCCAACAAAAUGAUCGUUUAUGUCCAAUCAUCUAAAUUCUUGCGGGAGAGUAGGAGUGGAAGAGAGCUUUAUUCCAUGAUAGUCUGGCUGUGAGGUGUACUGCUGAAACUCACUGGAUUUUUCUUUUGCUGAAGUAAGUUCUAUUGUUUUUUUUAAAUAUCCCUCUAAAAUAUUUUUACGUUACUGAAUUUGCCAAUGUAUUAAAAUGAAACUAGUGGCAUUUUUAGAUUUUGCUGUGUUUCUUUGAAAUUAUUUAUACUUUUUAUAUAUUGAAAUGACAUGUUUGGUUACUCAUAACUUUAUACAAAUCUGUGACACAGACUUUUUCAUGUAACUUUUUAUGGCAAAAGAAUAAAAUCAGUAUCGUUUGUCUGUA